UCACCUGCUCGCACCUCCACGGUGGACACCACCUGGCACUUCCUCCUCCUCGGCCACAUGUCCGUCACCAUCGCCAUGGCCAUCGCCACCACUAGCAGCACUGAGAAGGAACUCAAUCAGUUCCCGCCGCAUGGUGUGCAGGGCCGCUGUGUUGUGUUGCGCCUGGAUGAGGCCGAUCAGCGGGAUAAAACCAUGGCCCGUCUGCAGCAGCGCCUGCGCACCCGGUACGCUGAUCCCACCCCUGCCAUGGCGUCGUUGGGCCACACACACACACACACACACACACACAAGUGCGUCACCUCAUCCUUCUGCUCUGCUCUGCUCACGGAUGCUAUACUUACCUGUGGUCAGUGACUGUGUCGCGCGUGUAGUUGUAAGUGCGGAUCUUUUCGCUCCUGUCGCCCGUGCCCUGGUGCUCUGCGCGCACGUCCGAGGCCGCCUGCCAUGCCACCAGGAAGGCACACCAUUCGUGUCUGGUGUCGUGUGUAGGGGAUAGGGUGUGUGUGUGUGUGUGUGUGUGUCAUUGGGGGGCGGGGACUACCUGUGCCUUGGUUCUGCGCUGUAUGUCGAAGAGCCGGGCCCUCAGCAGCGACAUGGCCUUGACGCGAUUGGAAAUCUGGCAGCAAAAGAAGCAGACAGACAGACAGACAGACAGACAGAUGUGUGUUCGUUUCAUGAGUGUCGGCGGCCAUGGGCAUGGCUGCGCUGCGCUGCGUGUGUAGAUUAGAUUACCAGUGAGGAUGUGUCGCUGACUUUGACGGCGAUUUUGGUGGGUUUGUGUGUGAUCCUGACGGCCGUGUCGGCCAUGUUGACGCUCUGCCCCCCCGGCCCGCUGCCCCGCAUGCUCUCGAUCUUCAAAUCGCCAGAAGAUAUCGACACUACACACACACACACACACACACAUAUCACAGAUAAGGCACGACCCACUCCUCCCCUCUCUGUGCCCAUCUCCCUCUCUUGCCUUCAGUCGUGUCAGCCUUGGGCAGGACGACCACCGAUGCGGCACUGGUGUGGAUGCGCCCCAUCCUCUCCGUCUUGGGCACCCGCUGCACCCGGUGGACCCCGCCCUCCCACUUGAGCCAGCCGUGGGGGGCGGCCGCACUGCCGCUCACCUCGGCGAUGGCCUCCCUGUAGCCCUCACCGCCCCCCUCUGAAGACCGCUUGACGUCCAGCGGCGUGAAGGUGAGCGCGAGGGCGGUGCAUGCGCUCUCGUACAUGUGGAAGAGCUCACGGGCGAAAAGGCACGCCUCCUGCCCACCCACGCCCGGACGGACCUGCCACACACACACACACACACACACACACACAAACACACAAAAGAGUGUCAGUGUAUGUGUGUGUUUUUGUGGGGAUGGAUCUAGCCACCUCGAGAAUGACGUCCCUCGCGUCCAUUCCCUCGUCGUUGAGCAUUUCCUCCUCCAUCUUGCCCUCCACCUCCCGCACCUUGGCCAACACUGCCGCCCUCUCACGCUGCACAAACGCACUGUCGCCCUCUCCUCCCCCCUCGCCCUCUGUCAGCAGGCUAUCAGCCACCUUCAGCUCCUCAGCCAGGUGCACCAGAUGCUCGCAGUGAGGCAGCAGCCGCCGGCAGACUGCGGCCAAGGGCGGCUCAGUGGGUGCAGGCAGCCAGGGCGACUUGAUGCGGGGAGGGGUGGGCGAGAAGGCGCGCCGCUUGACCACCUCGGAGGCGAUUGUGAUGAGCUCCUCGUCGACGCCGCAGUCAUCGGUAGCAUGCGCAGCAUCGGAAGAUUGGAACCGACGGCAGAUGAGGAGCCCGCUGCAGGGCAAACGAUGAGAGGGAUAGCGGCUGAUGAUGGUGACGGUGGUCCAGCAGCUUCUGAUCAU
Vitrella brassicaformis is the source of this 1845-nucleotide messenger RNA. Lineage: Eukaryota; Vitrellaceae. The record is from the annotation of a GenBank genome assembly.